Molecule: messenger RNA, 2240 nt
Organism: Syngnathoides biaculeatus (alligator pipefish)
Lineage: Eukaryota; Metazoa; Chordata; Actinopteri; Syngnathiformes; Syngnathidae
Product: interleukin-1 receptor type 2
Exons: 8
Coding region: 183-1397 (404 amino acids)
Molecular function (GO): interleukin-1 receptor activity
Source: RefSeq, a predicted model, not a curated record
UGGCCCAUCCCGCGGUUUCCGACUUGUGGUGUGACGACUGGUGAUGACGUCAUCGAAUUCCACUUAAGUGUCCGACGCGGGACUCGGCCCGCCAGAUCAAGCGUGCGCCGUCGGUUGCCAUGGAGCCUUGAGAAGCGCGUGCACUGAGCGCAGCCGCGCGUCUCCGACCGACCUUGUGGGCCAUGGCGGCCAUCUUGGCCUUAAUGAUGUUGGCCGUCGCGUUUUCCGACGGGCGAAAAUUUGCACUUCCGCCGAUGCCUGUCCACGACGGCUGCUUCACGGUGUCGCCGGAGGUGGAGCUCUUCCGCCUGGAGAGCGAAGCGGUGAUGCUGUCGUUUCCCACGUUCCGGAGGGCCCUCAAAAUACGCGGCAUCAUCCCUCCCGACGACGCCUUCCGCAUCGCCAAGAGCAACCGCACGGGCGCCGACGACGGCCGAGUCCGCCGGCGUGGCGCGGACUUGUGGCUGCUUCCGGCUCGGCCCUCCGACUCGGGCGAGUACACCUGCACCUUCAGGAACGCGACAUUUUGCAUCCGUGGCAGCGUGAAGCUGCAAGUGUACGCGUCAUUGUCCGCCGACAUGGACAAGCUGUCGUACGAGUACAACGCCGUUCUGGGGGAAAACGUCACGCUCAGAUGUCCCGCCAGGCAUCACGUCUCCGAGAAGCGGGUCCAGUGGAUCAAGGAAGACGGCGGUGGCGGCGCAGUCGGCAUCCAGCCCCACAGGUGGCGCUCCUUCCGACAGGAUGUGGGAAAACUGCACAUUCCGGCGGCGAGGCUUUCAGAUGCCGGUUGGUACACGUGCCGACUCGGCGUGCUCGUCGACUUCCAGGAGUACCGACUCACUCGGACUGUGCGACUCCUCGUUAAAGGACGUGAGCCGAGUGUGACCUCUGAACCCGAGUUGGCCGGCGCGCUGACGCCGCCGCUGAUCACGUCGCCGUUGAACGGAAGCGUCUUGGAGACCUCGCACGGUUCCGGACUGGAAGUGACGUGUACGGUGCUGACGGCUUGCCAAGCGAUUGGCUCCACCGCUGUGUGGUGGUCGCAGGGCAACACGAACGGGCGCACCCUGCAGGCCCCGAGGAGAGAAAGCCGCUUGGCGUCCGGCUGCCAGGUGGAGGUGAGCCUGGUCGUCAUGGCGAUGACGGACGCCGAGGAAGGGGCGGAGCUAACGUGCGUGGCCCAAAACCAGGUCGGGAGACAGGAAGUGACCGUCACGCUCCACGUGGAAGACCUGACGGUGACGUGGCUGGUGACGGCGUGCGUGGCCACUUCCUGUUUCCUGGCGGUGGUCUUCGUCUUCCUCUACGUGCUCGUCAUCAAGCCCAAGCAAAAGGAAAAGAAGAAGAAGAAGAAGGCCGACUACUUCCUGGCACGACAGGACAGCGCCUUCUAAUGCAUUACUUGCAGUACGUCUGUAGGCCAACAGGGGGCAGCAACACCAACUACUCUGUCAUAAUGCGAUAUUCCGCAUAGUUUCAUUUGCAGAUUUUCAUGAUCGGAGCUCAUUUUGUCACAUUUUAAGGUUGAUUAAAACAGAAAUUCUUCAAUUAGACACCAACAUCUCCAAAGUCAAGCUUGCAUAUUAGGAAAACGACUUUGAAGACGUGGAAAUGAGAAUUAAAAUGUAUGAACCCUGAGCUCUAACGUUGAAACACAAGAAGAAAUUUCAAUCCCAAAUACAGCGAUAGUAAAAUUUAAUUUAUGGCUACGACUGCAAAGUUGCCAACAUAUAUAUAUAUAUUUUAUAAAUUACGUAAGAACAUUUCCACGGUGCAGUUGUGGCAGUACAUCAGGUAAAGGGAUAAAUAUAACUGCACAACAAUUAUUACGCUAUAAUUGUAACCAUUAAUAAAUAAACUCCCAUUUCAAUAUUUGUUAUUUUAAUGUAUUUAUUAGGGUUUACCAGCAAUGCACUAAAUGUACCCACUGCCGGAAAUCAAGAAGAGACGAAGAAGAAAUGCGAGGUCAAGUUAAAAAAAAAAGGGUGACGCUCUGUAAAUAAUAUGCUAAAAUUUGUUUCAAGAAACUACAGGAUAAAUAAAGUGAUUAAAAAAAGAAAUCUGAGAAUGAUUCUUGAGAAUGGACACAACCAGACGGUGAAGGGCGUCGCCAAACCGUUUUCGUUAUUGCUUGCUCAAUGAAGCUAGCUGAGAAAUGCUAAGCUAAACAAGCUCAAUGAAGAACUUUCUUUCUCGUUGGUGAACAAACUAUCUUAACUUCUUGCCUCGUUCGUGGU